Molecule: messenger RNA, 1565 nt
Organism: Penaeus vannamei (Pacific white shrimp)
Lineage: Eukaryota; Metazoa; Arthropoda; Malacostraca; Decapoda; Penaeidae
Source: RefSeq, a predicted model, not a curated record
GUAAAAUGGAUGAUGUAUUGGAUCGUGUUUGCUUUCUUCACAUGCUUCGAGACACUGACGGACCUUUUCCUUAGCUUCUGGUUCCCCUUCUAUUAUGAGCUGAAGAUCCUGGUGGUGCUGUGGCUGCUGAGCCCGGCGACCCGGGGCUCAUCCAUCCUGUACCGUAAGUUCGUUCACCCUUGGCUCACCCGCCGGGAGGAUGACAUUGAUAACUGCAUCGCACAGGCCAAGCAGCAGGGCUACUCCACCGUCAUACAGCUCGGGACCAAGGGCGUCAACUACGCCACCACAGUCUUGAUGCAGACCGCUAUUAAGGCAAGUCACGGAAACCAGGCAAGUGACCGCCGCCCUGGGGACACCCACUCCCUGUGCGAAUGGUAGACUGUCUCUUUAUAGCAAAUAACUUCUCUCACACUUUCUCACUCCCUUUUCCCUUGCGGGCCUCCUAGACGGACGGAGAGGGGUUGGUAGAUCCUCUUGAAAGGUUAUGGAUUUUUAAAUAUAUACGUGUUUGUUUAGAUUUUUCUUAUAAGAUUGAUUUUAAAGUGAUAGGCCCAAGUAUUUCUACAUACUUAGGUUGAUAGACCUCCUAUGACCAUAUCCUUGUCAGAUGGUCUGCUAACUCCAGGUGUUUCUAAAAGACUCUCCAUAAGAAAAAAGAGACUUGAAUGUUUUUUGUUAAUUUUGCUUUGCUUUUUUGUUUAAAAUUUAGUAGAGUGUAAUGUAUUGGUUUUGUUAUUUAGUUUUUGAAACAAAGGGACAAAUCAGAUAUUGAUAAAGAUGUCAUAUGAUUAUAGCAGAGGCCAAACAGAGUAGGGAUUACCUAUACUUCAUAGCAUUUUUUGUCAAUAUUAAUUUUCAAUAUUAGCUGUUUCAAAUAAUUUGUUAUUUAGCUUCACAACUGAACACGAAUAUAGUAUUCAAUGAAUGACAUCACGUAUAGCUUUGCAUCAUUUUGCUCUCAGGUAAUGCAUAAUGAUCUUGCAUGUAUCAUUUAUCUUGUGGAUGUGUCAGUCAUGAUUUGUGAUUAGCCAGUGACCUUCCAGACAUUUUUUCUCUCCUUUUAUUUCUUGAAGUGGCAUCAUCAAACCUUGGGUAUGCACAGUGCAUGCCAUCACAUGUCACCUUUGCAAUAAACAGGAGGCAACAACCUCAAGUGAGGAGACUGCACUGGCAUCUUAGGUCUUCCAGUCAUCCUCAGCUUCUCCCCACAUCUGUAGCAGUGGUCCAGUGUCCUGUGUAUGCAUGGUGGGAGAGGGUUCACAGGGGUAUUACACAAACACAACAUGCAAACGUAUAUGGAGAUGCAUAUACAAAUAAAACUUUAUAUUUCUGUUUCCACCUCCUGCCCUCUUUGAAGCCAAUUUAAUGUUUACAACGUCUGGUCAUUCUUGGCCAAGAUAUUUGUCCUUGUUCCCUGAUUUGUCCUCAUUUAGAAAUAGAAUGCUUUAGCAACCUAGUGUUAUAGUUACAAUUGCAGAUUAUAUAUGGCAAUAGCUUACAAAUUUUUUAUCAUAUCUCCCUUCCUCCCUAUUCCUUUUCCUCUCCCUCUAUCCUUCUUUGCU